AAUGUCUAAGAACCAGGAUGUUAGACCACCUUUUUUUCCUCGAGAUGAUACACGUUGAUGAAUUGAACAGUUGUUGUUGAAUAUAUUGCGUUCGAAAGGAAUGCGUCCUUCUUUCGUCUCACACACUUGGAUACCUCAAGUUCGUAAGAUUUUUUCACAAACUAUGGCCUUCCGUGGGUGAUCAUGGUUGCGGGCCUUGCCGUCAUAUACAUGAUGACAAUCGGUGGAAUCUGUUUUCUCUGUCCCUUUUGUUUCUCUUUCUUUGCUUCUACAGGCAGGUUAGUUACCUUUCUGUUGUCGGUUGGGGUCGGUCAGGAACAUUUUUUGCACCAAAAAACUGAUGGAUGAAUCUGAAUCUGUUGCUCAGUUUGCGUUUUUGUUUUUCACUUUCUUAAAUUUUUGACUUUUUUGGUUCAUGCAUCCAUUGUGCGAACCUUGAGAGGUUCUUGUUGCGCUAGACAUGAGUGGAAGGUAAAGGUAUUCACAUUGAUCGACUCAAAAUCAAAAAGCAGCCCCACCUUCAAUCCCCUGGUCCCUUGGUCAAAUAGCUAACUGACUUACAGCGAAAAUGUCCGGACACGUGUCUCCUUCCACGGCAGAAGCCGCUACGCAAACACCAAUUAAGGCUCAGCUUUCAAUGGUCAUUGGGGUUGGUCACUGAGAUCGAAGAAGCGACCCCUUUAGAGAAUAGGGGAAAAGGAAGGGAAAGGGGAGAGCUUUGGAGGGGGUCUCUUCCGUUCAGCAUCAGUGACCAUUGAAUGCUGAGCUUUAAACCAAAGAACCUGGUAGAUUCAAAGACGCUCCUGUCUGCGCGUGAUGAGGAUGUUGAAGCACCUGAGGCUUCAAAAGGCAACGUCCUAUCUUCAUCACCCUCAAAAGAACCAGGCAUCAAAUCACGUCCUUCAUUCGUAAUCGACGUACAAACCGACGACUCACAAACGAUUACACAGCUGGCAUGUAUAAACCUGCUCACAGGAGACGAGCUGCACUUGAAUAGAGGCGAUUUUGGCACGAUGUGGCAGCGAUUGUCGGAAUUCGCACCUGGCAACGCGGUAAGGCAAACUUUCGAACUUCAGCUUUACUUAUUAAGUACACCUGAGUCCGUCGCCUAUGAUUUACGAUAUUUCUCAGCACGCAGCCUUUUCUAUUAUAGCAGUUAUUUGAAAAUAAGAUUAAGAACUAACAUAUCCUUGUUGAUCGCUAUCCCACUCAAAGCAAAACAGGUGAUCUUCAGCCACGGCUCCGCCAGAGGUGUCAUCCCUUUCCGACCACGCACUGAGGUUGCUUUGGAAAAUAAUUUGAGAAUUUUUGCUACGUCUAAUUCGUCAAAAAUACCCGCAAAUUGGGAGUUCAGAGACACCAUGAAGUUUGCGAACAAGGUUUGUCGCGAAUCGUGGAAAAAGAGUCAUCGGGUCGACGAAUUUUGCAGCUAUUUGAAAGUAAAUUUGGGCGGUCUAAUGAACGACGCGUUGAGAGCGGAAGCGGCAUUGUUAGGUGACGCAGGAGUGGAGGAUCAGAAUGUAGUGAACAACUUGAUAGCCUUACAAAACGCGCGUAUGCUAGCCGCAGCAUGUGGAGCAUAUUUUGAGUGGGAAUACAAACGCACCGAAUCAGUAAAACGUGCAAGUUUGAAAAGCAAGAGGACAAGGGGAAUGUGA
Amoebophrya sp. A25 is the source of this 1658-nucleotide messenger RNA. The record is from the annotation of a GenBank genome assembly. Lineage: Eukaryota; Dinophyceae; Syndiniales; Amoebophryaceae.